CCUCCGCCGGGGAGAUGCCUCUGGCCCGCAGCCUUUCGGUGACCUCCCUGACAGGGUUAGAGGACUGGGACGAUGAACUUGACCUGGAGAACUCCAUCCUCUUUGAGGUGGCCUGGGAGGUGGCCAAUAAAGUUGGCGGGAUCUACACAGUUAUCCAGACGAAAGCCAAAAUCACCCUGGAUGAGUGGGGCGAGAAUUACUUCCUGAUUGGGCCUUACCUGGAACAGAAUGUCCGCACUCAAGUGGAGCUCAUAGAGCCGCCCAACCCUGCCAUCCGCCGCACCAUCGACUCCAUGAAUGCUAAAGGAUGCAAAGUUUACUUCGGCCGCUGGCUGAUUGAGGGCGGCCCCUACGUGAUCCUCAUAGAUAUCGGGGCAACAGCCUGGAGCCUCGAUCGUUGGAAGACAGAGCUGUGGGAAAGCUGCUCCAUUGGGAUUCCUUGGUAUGACCGAGAAGCCAACGAUGCGGUGCUCUUUGGCUUCCUCACAGCAUGGUUUCUAGGAGAGUUCGCUGCACAAUGUGAAGAAAAACCCUUCAUCAUCGGUCACUUCCAUGAGUGGCUGGCUGGGAUUGGUCUCGUCCUCUGCCGGACCCGGAAACUGCCAGUGGCUACCAUCUUUACCACCCACGCCACCUUGCUAGGCCGCUACCUGUGCGCUGGCAGCGUGGACUUCUACAACAACCUAGAGACUUUUAAUUUAGACAAGGAAGCUGGGGACCGGCAGAUUUACCACCGUUACUGUAUGGAGCGAUCUUCCGUCCACUGUGCCCAUGUUUUCACAACCGUCUCCCAGAUCACAGCCGUGGAGGCUGAACAUUUGCUAAAACGGAAGCCUGAUAUCGUGACUCCCAAUGGUUUGAACGUCAAGAAGUUCUCGGCCAUGCACGAAUUCCAGAACCUCCAUGCGCAGAGCAAGGCCCGCAUCCAAGAGUUCGUCCGGGGACACUUCUAUGGGCACCUGGACUUCAACCUUGACAAGACCAUCUUCUUCUUCAUCGCUGGACGCUACGAAUUUUCAAAUAAAGGGGCCGACGUUUUCUUGGAAGCUCUGGCCCGGCUGAACUACCUGCUCAGGGUGAACGGCAGCCAGACCACAGUGGUAGCCUUUUUCAUCAUGCCAGCCCGGACCAAUAACUUCAACGUAGAGACUCUGAAAGGCCAAGCAGUCCGCAAGCAGCUCUGGGAUACAGCCAACGCCGUGAAGGAGAAGUUUGGCAAGAAACUCUAUGAAUCCCUCCUUGUAGGGAAUCUUCCGGACAUGAACAAAAUGCUGGACAAGGAAGAUUUCACCAUGAUGAAGAGAGCCAUUUUUGCCACCCAGCGCCAGUCUUUCCCCCCAAUCUGCACUCACAACAUGUUGGAUGACUCCACCGACCCCAUCCUCAACACCAUCCGGCGCAUCGGCCUCUUUAACAGCAGCUCCGACCGCGUGAAGGUCAUCUUCCAUCCUGAAUUCUUGUCUUCCACCAGCCCCCUUCUACCUGUCGACUACGAGGAGUUUGUUAGAGGUUGUCACCUGGGGGUGUUUCCUUCUUACUAUGAGCCGUGGGGCUACACACCAGCCGAAUGCACCGUUAUGGGCAUCCCCAGCAUCUCCACCAACCUCUCUGGCUUUGGCUGCUUCAUGGAGGAACACAUAGCAGACCCAUCAGCUUACGGUAUCUACAUCAUGGACCGACGUUUCCGGGCCUUGGACGAGUCGUGCACACAGCUGACUUCGUUCCUCUACAGCUUCUGCCAGCAGACUCGGCGGCAGCGCAUCAUCCAGCGCAACCGCACUGAGCGCCUCUCUGACCUCUUGGACUGGAAGUACCUGGGCAGGUAUUACAUGUACGCCCGGCAUAUGGCGCUAGCGAAGGCAUUCCCUGACAAUUUCACCUAUGAGCCACAUGAACCAACAGCUGCCCAGGGCUUCCGCUACCCGCGCCCAGCCUCGGUGCCGCCCUCGCCCUCCAUCUCCCGCCACUCCAGCCCCCACCACAGCGAGACCGAGGAAGACGAUGAGCGGUACGACGAGGACGAAGAGGCGGAGAAGGACAAGCAGAACAUCAAGUCCGCGGCGCUGAUGGGCUCUGUCCCCGAGUGGCGGAAACGCUCAAAGAAGGGCUCCAGCGAAGCCAGCACCUCCUCCAACGCCAGCACCCCCACCCUUCCCAGCAGCCCCAGUGACCCCAGCAGCCCCACCAACUCCCUCAUCGAGGAGAAGAAUUAACCCCCUUUCUAGCCCUGCCGACACAACCUCCCACGUCUGCUCCUCUGCCAUGCGUCCCCCCCCGCCCUCGAUA
Messenger RNA from Euleptes europaea (tarantolino), 2286 nucleotides. It is a transcript of the gene GYS1, whose product is annotated as glycogen synthase 1. Bases 15 to 2213 code for a protein of 732 amino acids. Gene Ontology annotation, molecular function: alpha-1,4-glucan glucosyltransferase (UDP-glucose donor) activity. Gene Ontology annotation, biological process: glycogen biosynthetic process. Lineage: Eukaryota; Metazoa; Chordata; Lepidosauria; Squamata; Sphaerodactylidae. Gene Ontology annotation, cellular component: cytoplasm. The record is from RefSeq and is a predicted model, not a curated record. The transcript is spliced from 16 exons.